AAAAGUGGUUCCGCACUGGACCUGCCACACUCUCUCCCUAAUUAUAUUACAGCUUUGAGCCGAGGGUGGAGAGAGCAUCAGAGUAAAAAUAAGGAGAAAUAAGGAGAGAAGACCGGGGCCGUGACAGAGUGGAGAGGCAAGAGAAGCCGAGGCAUCUGUUGUUUAAACUAGAUCGGAGAAGGACUUCCUGCUGAGCAUCACCAUCAUCAUUUCAAGUCGGGAGCAUCUGUCUGCCCGUCAUGGCCCCUCCCUUGCUGUUGAUGGUGCUGAUGGUGGUUGCUUUGGCAACUGGGGCCCGUUCAGCCAGCGAGGAGAAUGAAGUGGAUUAUGGGUACUGGAACUACAGAGAAGGAGCCGAUCGUGUGAAUGUGGCCUCAGUGCGCAGUGUCACCAGAGUUUUAGACGCCUGGGGAAAACGCAUCUUCAAUGAAAUCAAGAUUUUACUGCACUCUCAGCCCAGCACGCUGCUGCCUGACUACUCCAGGGUGCGCCCUCUGUCCGAGUCCGUUAACGACCUAUUCAGAGAAGUGUCCCUUCUGCGCCGGCGCAUCACCGAGCUUUCUCAUCGGCUUGCAAACCUGGAACCGUUCCUCCGUCAUCACGGCUACCGGGAGGAGCGGGGAGAGGAGGCGGGAGGCGGCCAGGAGGUGGCAUCUCGGAGCUUGAGAGGACAGGUAGCGAGUCUGGCCCUGUACGGCCCGAGGGCGAGUCCGCCGAGGCGGAGCCGGGUGGUGAGCAGAAGACUGGUGAGAGUCCCCAGUAUGGGAGUGAAGCUGGUUCAGAGAGAGAGGCUGACUGAUGGAGGGGAGUGAAGAGUGGGGAAGUUUAUGGCUGCCCCUGUGUGAGACACACAAACACGUUCUGCAAAUAUUAUAUAGCCUAUAAUGUAAGAAAUAAAUUUUUAAAUUGUAGUCUAUAGCUUUCAUUUUUGUAAAUGAAUAAUAUGAUAGCCUGCACAGACACUGCCUGUCCUCUGAGAUCAGGAGUGAUGAUUAGGGUUUGUACUGGUAAAUAGGUAGGCCUAACUGAUAUCUUUAAUAAACUGUUGUGAUUAUCACUA
Molecule: messenger RNA, 1060 nt
Organism: Micropterus salmoides (largemouth bass)
Lineage: Eukaryota; Metazoa; Chordata; Actinopteri; Centrarchiformes; Centrarchidae
Exons: 4
Coding region: 240-812 (190 amino acids)
Source: RefSeq, a predicted model, not a curated record